This is a messenger RNA of Diversispora eburnea, 210 nucleotides long. The record is from the annotation of a GenBank genome assembly. Lineage: Eukaryota; Fungi; Glomeromycota; Glomeromycetes; Diversisporales; Diversisporaceae.
AUGAACCUUCUAACUUUUGAACCAAGUGAAGAAGUACAAUUCCUAUUGAACACAAAUAAUGAAGGAAUGAUUUGGACCGUUGAUGGUACUCUUCUUCAAGGACUUAUGGGAGAAGGAAUAGCUUGUAAUGGAAUGUUUGGUGAUGAGUUAAAUGGAUUUGUCAAUCUACCAGAUCCACACAAACAUUACAAACAUUUCACUUUAGAACAA